Microtus ochrogaster (prairie vole) is the source of this 2293-nucleotide messenger RNA. It is a transcript of the gene Tmem17, whose product is annotated as transmembrane protein 17. The coding region runs from base 886 to 1449 and encodes 187 amino acids. NCBI's taxonomy places the organism in Eukaryota, Metazoa, Chordata, Mammalia, Rodentia, Cricetidae. The transcript is spliced from 4 exons. Gene Ontology annotation, cellular component: ciliary transition zone. Gene Ontology annotation, biological process: non-motile cilium assembly. The record is from RefSeq and is a predicted model, not a curated record.
GGCGAGAGCGCAGCCCCUUUCGCGGGCGGCCGCACGGUCCGUGCCCGGGUGAAAAAUGGCAGCUCCGGCUUCGGCCAUGACGCGGUCCCUGUGCGCGAGCCCGCGGCCCUGCGACCGACCUGGGCGCCCGCGAGCCUCGGCUGCCGCGGCUGCUGCACCGGGAGGCUCUGUGGCCCCGAGGAUUGGGAUGCAGAGCCUUCCAGGCCAGGGCGAGGUGGGGCAGCCGCGCUCUCUCGGUCCCGCUCCCACCCUGCACUGAAGCUUUGCUGGGCCCGAGCCCCGCCUGGCAGCGUAGGCCGGGUCCUCCCCGGCCAGCCUUGCAGCUCCAGCGGGCGGAGGAAAGGGAAAAGGGGUUGUUUCCACCGAAUGGGCCUUUUUAAACCACCAUCCCUCUACUGGACGCUGCCAAACGAACACGGCCUUCCCUGUGCGUUCCUUCCCUCCCCCUCGUUCUUAUAACGAAAUAUCGCUGAGUUGACUCCAGUCUUAGCCUCCUAAAUCCUAACGACAGCAUAUAUGGUUUUCACGAAGGAAUCAAGGAAGUAGAAAUCCCUUCUCCUACUUGGUUUUGACAAUUUUUGUGAAAGGGGGGACAUUGAAAAGCAAAGCCAUCGGUACAUUUUGUCACCUUGGUCAUUUGCCUAAUUUAGAUUAUGUGGAGAAAAACCUGGAAAUAAUAGAUUUUCGUGUUUCUGAUUCUAAGAGUGAACCUUAACUGUGCAGUGCAAUCUUUUAGUGAAGGUCUCGGGUCCGAGGGCGGCUACUGAAAACGAUGGCGUGGUGUUCGUUCUGUAGGUCUGAAGGCGUCAGGGCCUCCGCCUCAGACAGCAGAAACUUUAGGGAUGCCAGUACAACUACCUACAGACACUGACGCUGGAGAUUCCUAUGGUUUUCAUGGGUCACAGAAUAAUUUUUCCCAACCACCCAAACGUGAGAAAAGCCAAGACAGACAAUGAGAUGGUCUCCAGCCUGCCGUUGCAGAUGUCUCUGUAUUUCAACUCGUACUUUUUCCCACUGUGGUGGGUGAGCUGCAUUGUGAUGCUUCACAUGAAGUAUUCAGUCUUGCCUGACUACUACAAGUUCAUUGUGAUCACUGUCAUCGUCCUCGUGACCUUGAUGGAAGCUAUCCGGCUGUACUUGGGCUGCAUGGGGAACCUGCAGGAGAAGGUUCCCGAGUUGGCUGGCUUUUGGCUCUUGAGCCUCCUCCUGCAGCUGCCUUUAAUCCUUUUCUUGCUCCUCAAUGAGGGCCUGAGGAAUCUGCCCUUGGAAAAGGCCAUACACAUCAUCUUCACUAUCUUCCUUACCUUCCAAGUCAUCUCGGCAUUUCUGACCCUGAAGAAAAUGGUCAAUCAGCUGGCAGCCCGCUUCCACCUCCAGGACUUUGACCGGCUCUCUGCAAACAGUGCAGCCAUGACAGGGAGAAGGCAGCCUUUUACAGAAGAGCUCUGAUCCCACUGAAGAGUGAGCGCCUGCAAGAUGACCCAGGGAGACAGAGGGAGUGACGGAACAUGUGAGGUCAGGCCUGAGAAAGGGCGCAGACCUUCUGGGCUCCAUCCUCCAGCUCUGAAGUCCCAAGGAGACAAUGCUAAGACACACUGUGGUCCAUGGAAGCCGAGGGGCUAUCCAGCGGACACUACAUUUCUUGUUUCUGAUGUUGACUUUCCAGGUGUUUAUUGGUAGUUGUAAUCUGCCACAUUUCUGUAAUGUUCCUAGCUAGAGUCUGUAACUAGAAAUGCGUGGAAUUUCAGGAAAAAACUCAGUUUUGGCCAGUGGAAUCUCACUGUGUGUGUCAACACACUCCGGGUGUGCCCCACACACCCAAGAGUAGCUGGCCAACACCAAACAAACUCAGCAGUGUUUCUGUGGACUGUUUGUUUCAUUUUGCUUUGUUUUUGCAUUUUUUUUUGUCUUAUUGUUAGGGGUAGGAAUCUGGAGAGGAGUUAGGAAAGAGGAAAAAAACAUGCAAAAUAUAUGGUAUGAAGAAAAAAUUUAACAACAAUGAAAGAAAUGUGUAACAUCUUUAAACUUUCAGUUGUCUGGUUGGCCGUCCUGGGUUUCCGGGAGCAUGUGGGAACGCUUGCUCGUCAGCACGCUCAGCACAGAGGGCAUGUUUAACAGGGACAGAUUUGCCUGUGCUUGAUUCCAAUUCUCUUCUCGGUUGCUGUCCUGAGGUGAGAGAGGCAGCCAUAUUAUGGUAUUUAAGGAAUAUUUUGUCACAAAACCAUGUUCAGUAUUUGUGAUGGAGGCACAUAACUAUUUUUUACAAUAAAUCAUAAGCUAUUUACAUUAAAAU